Pseudophryne corroboree (corroboree frog) is the source of this 4684-nucleotide messenger RNA. RefSeq names its product cerebellar degeneration related protein 2 like (gene CDR2L). NCBI's taxonomy places the organism in Eukaryota, Metazoa, Chordata, Amphibia, Anura, Myobatrachidae. The transcript is spliced from 6 exons. The record is from RefSeq and is a predicted model, not a curated record. The coding region runs from base 1171 to 2529 and encodes 452 amino acids.
GCCCACACCCAAUAAGCCCCGCCCACAUGUUAUAUCCAUGCUAUUGACGUGUGUGAACACCGGGAUACAUGCGUAGUGUACAGUGUAACGUGCAUGGGGGUGCCAUGAGUGUGUAGCCAGGAGCUGAGUGCUGCUGUUAUAUUCCCGGUGAGGAGGGGGCGCGGAUGCAGCGGGAGCUCCGGAUGAUGCGGGGAAGGAGGGGACUGAGCCGCCAAUCAGCUGGGGCUGCUGAGAGUCCGGCUAGGAUGGGAGGGCGGGGCACAGCCGGUCCAGGCCCAGGGAUGUGACGGGAUGCUACGGGGAGCCGGGGAUACAGGACCGGGAUCAGGAAUACCGAGGGGUCUGGAAACCUGAGGCCGCAGGAGCAGUAAGAUCAGCGGUAGCGAGGGGGCUGCCAGGGACGGGCAAAGCAGAGUGCAGCUGAUCAGGAGAGCGCAGUAAACGGGGGAAAGCCUGGGUGACGGGAAGAGAGAGGACCUGCAUGGGAGACAAUAGUACGUGGUGCCCGGGGAGCGCUGGUAGCUGCACGCCCGCCGCGCUGCUGCAUCACCCGCUGCCACUGUGGCAGCAGCAUCACCCCAGCUCCUAUGCCCAGUACUGACAGGGUACUAGUCACACACUGGCAUAGUAUUAGCAGCAUGCACAGUAUAUGGCAGCAGAGGGCCUGUAGGAUGGAGUAACGCCUGCCUGCCGGGGACUGGCAAUACAGGGGCCAUGAAUAAGGAGCCUGAGAUACUGUUGCACAAGUACAAGGAGUUGUAUCCAUAACAGGGACAUACUGUAUUAGUAUUACAUUGGUCACACUGGGUGGCAUUGGAUCUGGCCUGGUGACAGGAAUCUGCAUAAAGGGGGAUUAUAGCAAUAGCUCCAGUCCAUACUAGGUUUACCGUGUAGCUCAUCUGAACUGGCCACACACACAGCAUCUGGGAAUAACUAGUGCAGUGAUAAGCAAGGUCGCAGAAGCAACAGCUCAGUGAUGACGGAAUCAGAUGUAUAGCAAGUCACAGAAUAAAAAUAAAAUAAAAAAACCUGCAGAAGGCCAGGAAAAGUGUUAUAUACGGUUGUCUGAGACAUCAACCAUCAUUUCCCUUAUGGUUAUCCCAUUAUUUAUGUAGCUAACAACUAUAGUAUUAUUGCCUAUAUAUAAACUGGAGUUAUCUGGCGGGCCAAAUGCUGGGAGCAGGAAGGAUGGAGGAGUUCCAGAGUGAGGAGGAUGAGCCCUGGUAUGAUCAGCAUGAUCUGGAACAAGAUCUGCAUUUGGCAGCAGAACUGGGGAAGACCCUCUUGGAGCGCAACAAGGAGCUGGAAAUAUCUCUGCAGCAAAUGUACCUUAACAAUGAGGAGCAGGUGCAAGAGAUUGAGUAUCUGAGUAAACAGUUAGAGAUGCUCAGAGAGGUGAAUGAGCAGCAUGCCAAGGUAUAUGAGCAACUGGACACUGUAGCACGAGAUUUGGAAGUGACCAAUUUACGACUGGUGCAAGAAAGCAAGGCAGGUCGGCAAAAGAUAGAAAGCCUAACAGACACUAUAGAGGGUUUACAGAAACAGGUAGAAGAUCUUCAAAGACAGGUUGAGGAGCUGCAUGGUCUGGAAAAGAUACGAGUCCGAAGGGAAAAGAGAGAAAGACGCCGUACUAUCCACACCUUUCCCUGUGUACGUGAACUGUACAACAGGUAUGAUGACACUUUCAGCAUGCAUGCUUCCUGCCUUGACCUGUCUCAGAGACCCUUGCAGAGGGAAAAUGACCGGUUGCAGAGCGCAGUAAUUGCACUACGAGCCCAGGUGGCACAAGAACGUCAGCGAAAGGAGAGGGCAGAGCGGGAGUACCAGGCAGUGGUUCAGGAAUAUGCUGAUCUGGAACAGAGAGCCUGUGAGAUGGAAAAUUGCAGGUUGCGCAUAAAAGAACUGGAGAAUGAGCUACAAGAAUUACAGCAAAUGAAACAGGUAAAGCGUUACCUGCUUGGCCAAGGCGACAGCCUUUCUCAGGCAUUGCUGGAACCACUUAACAAAACCCCAGAAACGGAUGACCCAGAGCCAUUAAAUGGAGAAGGGGAUGUGAGCAGGAAUCAGACCCCUCCAAACUCAGCAGUCAGGAAAAGCUGCAGUGACACAGCUCUGAACGACAUCGUGGGAAGAGACGCUGCUAGCCGACAUGAGGGAAAUUACACAUUACAUGCCAACAACACAAGGCGUCGUGGCAUGUCCAUCCUGCGUGAAGUAGACGAGCAGUAUCAUGCACUGUUGGAACGAUAUGAGGAGCUGUUGGCCAAAUGCAGGCGGCACGAUGACAAUCUUUGCCAUGCUGGAGUGCAGACUUCCCGGCCAGUGUCAAGAGACAGUUCUAGCAGAGACCUUCCUGCAGAGGAGAUUGAGCCUGAGCGGGCACUGACGCUGCAGCUAGAGGCUGCAGACCGGAGGCUGGAACAGAGCCAACCAGAAUAUAAAGCUCUGUUUAAAGAGAUAUUUAAUCGUAUCCAGAGAACAAAGCAAGAUAUUAGUGCUGGGAAAGGGCCAGUGGGAAGUGAUACAUAAAGAGCCCAGAUUUACAGCUAUUCACACUAACUUCCUGCAUUCCACAUAAUGCCUGUCAGAGCACUUUUUUCACACUGUCCCAUGAUGCCAGUUGUAAACUAACUUAUAACACUAAUCCAAUGUCGGGUCUGAGCAGACUGCUUCAUGGAUAAGCUUUUAUAGCGUUGACAUGCACAUAGAUACAUUAAAUAUUAUUUACACAUAUAUUGUAUGUAUAGUGCUGUUGAUACAGCCAUGGAUGCAUUUAUCUGUAGGCAAAUUCAGUAAUUCUCUUUCCCCAUUUCAUGGGUAACACCACCAGAUAGGUGUAUGUAUGUAUGUAUAUAUAUAUAUAUAUAUAUAUAUAUAUAUAUAAGGCAAGGAGGGCUCUUUAGCUGUUGCUGAACUAUAGUUCCCAUGAUACUUUGCAAUCAGUCAGUGCUGAAGGUUGCCCAUCCUGCAUGAAUUGUAAGUUCUUGGCUGGUGGUGCUAUGCAGACGUAUACAUUUUUUCAAUGCCUGUCCUUCCUGCAGACUGACAGACCAUUGUUCACUUUAGAUAUGUGCAUUACAUUGUUUCUUGAGCAAACAUUGCUCUUUACUAAUGAACAUAUAAUAUGCAGCACAAGUAUAAACAAUGAUGUGUACAGGUAUUAUGUAACAUAAAAGGUACUGUAGUGCACAGUUGCUAAGACGCACAUUUCCUGUGAGAUAUAAGUUACUUGCUCUAGCAUUGUUUGCAGAGCAGAUCUGCACUCCUAUUUAAAUCAGUCUGUCUCUGCACUUUGCUGCUAACCCCAUAAUCCUUUUCAAGUCUGUUUGUUAAUGUGUCUCUCCCUACCAAACCCAGAUUCCUUAGAAUAUUGCAACUAAAAAAUAUGAUACAGGUAACCUCUGCCAAAAGUCUAAACAGUAUUGAAAAUGAAAAGUUUACACCGCUUUUCUCUGAUGCUGGACCUGUCAUUGUGACACUAUGCUGAGCAUCUAUCCAGAACACCAUAAAUAUUGGAAUUCCGUCCUGUUGCUCAAUAGGGACAUAUGAUGACAAUGUGAAAGCCAUGCUUCUAGCACUUUAGGGAUUAUAUGCAUCAUGCCAUAAAGGUGCUGUUGGGAGCCCAAACAUGUAUGCAAUAAGAUGUUGUUCUGUUGUAUUACUCUGUGCAUUCUGUACCCACUAUACUGCCCUAUAUGUAUACAGUCUAGCUGGCCUUAUUUCACUCCAGUUACAUUCACAUAUGUGCUUUGUAAGGAGUUCUUCAGCAAGAGAUGUAACUGCACUUAUAGAUUCCCAUUACUCCAGUCUUGUCAUGAAGAGAUGCCAAUAGGUAAUGAGAUAAAGGGAUGUGUCUCCAUGACAUUGCCUUGUUUUUGCUUCAGUUGCAGCCGCCUCUUCUAAGCAGUUCCUACUAUUAUAUGACCCACAUCAUGGAGUCGUAGGUUUCUGUCCUGCUUUUAACACUUGUUUUUUAAUUCAAAUGACUGGGCUGAAUUUCUCUGUGUUGAAAAUGUUUUAAAAUCAGCUGCUUAAUUGCAAUUGAAAAACAAGUGUGAGAUGGCAUCUUAUAACUUCAUCUCGCAGUGGAAUACCUGAGAUUAGCAGACCUGUGCUGUCUGCUUAUCAGUAUUCAUUAAUUCAAUGCUUCAUGGUGUUACAAAUAAACAGAAAAUGUUUCCGCAGUCUGUUUUGCUUAUAUGCAUCUGUUUCUAGUCCUCCAUUUCGUUUAUUGUUUUCCCAGUGGUUUGAAAAUGGCUUUAUUCUAUUUCACAUUGACACCCUUGAUAUGUAAGAAUCUGUUACAACGCUGCCACACCUGAAGUUUAUGAUAUCAGUUAUAGAUCGGAAAUCCAUAUGAUCCCUUUGCAUUAGUAUGUGUGACUGGACCUCAGGAAGUUAGACGUUAUACAUUGGAAACUCAGGAUGCAGAAAGUAACAUUCUAUAGAUGUGCAGAAUUUUCAGGUUGGGGUAACACCCUUCCUCCAAAUCUGUCACCGUGGAGGUCAGUAUUUUCUUUACCCCUACUGUAUUGAACUGGAUUGACAAUGUAUAUCUCAGUAUUAGCCUCAAAUAAGCCAUCUUGUAUAUUGGCAGUAACUGGGGCAAUUUAUUUACUCUUCUAUUUAUAGUUGCUUUAUUCUUCAGGUAAUAAAUAUUCUAAUAAACCAGGUGUUUGGUGUA